AUGCGACCAAUUCUUCAGCGGCUCAUUCAGACAGCCAAAAUCGCCGCCGUUGGCGGCACGGCUACCCUCAGCUCAUUCUUUAUUUACACCCGCAACACAAAAUUCACGCCAAUCGAUGAUUCGGAUCCUAUAUUCCGAAUUGCCCGAGAAAGGAAUUUGAACCCGCAUGAGAACCCGACAACGCAUGAUUUCUUCAUUCGUCGAGUUCCGCUGGGAGAUAUUCGUUCUGAAGUUCGCGAUUCGCCAGUGAAGUUGACGGAGGCUUUUUGUGCUGGGGUUUGGAGUAAUUGGGGAUUCGCGAUUCAGCGAGCCCUAUCAAGCCGAUCACAAAACGAGUCAAACAAAAGUCAGCUAUGGACACGCGAUGGUCUCCUCUCUUCAAAAUAUAACCCAGGUACCUUACUCAUGGAUAGCUUUGAGGUUUUGGAGAAGAGAGACGACGGAGUCAUCUUUCGGGGCGGAGAUUCGCCGUCAAAUAAAGCGCUGCGGCCAUUAGACGUUAUCUUGGAACUGUCGGCUACAAUCAAAGAGGAUGAGCAAGCGGUCGAUUUCGGAUUCAAAUCGGUUUUCUUCGCUGGAGAUAAACGGAUCGAGAAGCCUCCGAUGCCGGGAUUCGUGGUUUGGUUGCAUUUGCAAUAUGCGAAGUUGCUCCUUGAGAAUGGGGUAGCGAAUACGAUAUAG
Molecule: messenger RNA, 681 nt
Organism: Penicillium argentinense
Lineage: Eukaryota; Fungi; Ascomycota; Eurotiomycetes; Eurotiales; Aspergillaceae
Exons: 2
Coding region: 1-681 (226 amino acids)
Source: RefSeq, a predicted model, not a curated record